CAGCCCUGUCUUUUAUUACAUUCUGUGCUGACCUUUUUACUGUCUAUGGUGCUGACCAAUGCGUCUCUUGCAGCAAUCAGCAACCUGGAUGGUGUUCUCCUCCAGGUGUGCCGUAACUAGGCAAGGGUGAAUAGGAGCCCAAGAAAAACCUGCAAUUGUCAUCAUGGAAACAAAGCAGGAGUCGUCAUCUAUAUGGAGCCAGACUCCUAGUGCUGAAUCUGGCAACGCCACUCAGGUUCACUUUGAAGGUGGCACAGUGGCCCAGAUCGUGUACAGUGGGGAUCAGCAGGACAGGGGCCAGCAGCAGGUGGUCUAUGCUGCAGAUGGAAGCUCUUACACGUCUGUGGAGUCAGCAGAACACACACUGGUUUACAUACACCCAGUGGAUGGAACAACACAGGCAGUGUUCGCUGACCAGCCUCAAGUGGCAUACAUCCAACAGGAUGGAACCACCCAGCAGGUGACAGUCCUGCUACCAAGUGGGCAGAAUAUGAACACAGCCAACCUGCAUGUCCUGAGCAAUGUAGCUGAUGGCCCUCAGGCCAUCCUUGAGCCUGUGACACAGGGACAGAUGGAUGUUUCCAACUCCUCCUUGCCUCCCAUGACUAGUGUGGACUCAGCCUCCAGUCCUCUUGGUGCAACAGACUCCACUGUGGAUUCUGAAGAUGAAGACGAUGAUGACGAUGAUGGAAAUGAUUCAGACCUUGACGAUUGGGAGCCUGAACCUCUACAGCCUUUCACUCCUCAAAACCUCUGGUGUGAGGAGUGUAACAAGGCAAACCCCACCGUGUGUUUGAAACACGGGGCCUUGCACCCUAUUGCCAGCCGGCCUGUCCUGUCUAAAGCCCGUGCCAGUCUGCCCCUGGUACUCUACAUCGACCGCUUUGUGGGCGGGGUCUUCUCUAAGCGUCGCAUCCCUAAGCGCACCCAGUUUGGGCCGGUGGAGGGCCGCCUGGUUCGACAGCACCAGCUCCAGGACUCCCACAUCCACCUCAAAAUGUAUGUGCUGGACUCUGAUAAAGGUGGAGACAAAAAUGAAGAUGUAUGGCUGGACCUGUCAGAUGAGGACCACAGUAAUUGGUUGAUGUUUGUCCGACCUGCCCAGAAUCAUCUGGAGCAGAACCUGGUGGCCUACCAGUAUGGCUCGGAAAUCUUCUACACCACCAUCAAGAACAUCCAGCCCAAACAGGAGCUUAAGGUGUGGUAUGCUGCUUCAUAUGCAGAGUUUGUUAAUCAGAAAAUUCAUGAUGUCACCGAAGAGGAACGAAAAGUGUUGCGGGAGCAGGAGAAGAACUGGCCGUGCUACGAGUGCAACCGCCGCUUCAUGAGCUCUGAGCAGCUGCAGCAGCACCUCAACAUGCAUGACGACAAGCUGGAUCUGGUCAAUAGGCCAAAGGGACGUAGUCGAGGCAGGGGUCGGAAGCGUUUCGGGACCGGCAGAAGACCGGGGCGACCGCCCAAAUUCAUCCGCCUGGAGACGCCUGCAGAGAGUGCAGAGAAGACGAGGGAUAUGCUGGUGUUCCCUGGAAGUAAGCUGCCCUAUGAGGAUAGGACAGAUGGAGCCCUGAAUGGGCUGAAGGUGGUGGAACUGGAAACAGAAGACAUUACCUCAGAGUUGGAAGGCCGGCUGGAGCCCCAGGUGGCCAGCACGGAGCCCCCGACAGAUGGGGAAAGUGACCAGCCGGUGCCCCCGCCAGAUGACGCUCUGGAGCCCCUCAAGGAGGACCCCGCUCCUGUCGCCCCGCCAGAUCCCCACCUCACGCCCCAGGACAUGCGGCGAGCCCGCAGGAUACGGAACGCCGCGCUCCAGCACCUGUUCAUCCGGAAGUCGUUCCGGCCCUUCAAGUGCUCCCAGUGCGGGAAGGCGUUCCGGGAGAAGGACAAGCUGGACCAGCACCUGCGCUUCCACGGACGGGACGCCUGCGCCCUCACCUGCCACGUCUGCAACAAGGGCUUCCUGAGCACGGGGGCGCUAGAGGACCACCUGCAGCUGCACGCCGAGCAGCGCACCUACGCCUGCCUCUUCUGCACCGACUCCUUCGACCGCCUGGACCUGCUCAAGGAGCACGUCCGAAUCCACAUGGUGGACGGCUGCUUCUCCUGCCCCUCCUGCAAGAAGAGCUUCACCGACUUCAUUCAGGUGAAGAAGCACGUGCGCAGCUUCCACUCGGAGAAGAUCUUCCAGUGCACAGAGUGCGACAAGGCCUUCUGCCGGCCCGACAAGCUGCGCCUGCACAUGCUCCGCCACUCCGACCGCAAAGACUUCCUGUGCUCCACCUGUGGCAAGCAGUUCAAGAGGAAGGAUAAACUCCGUGAGCACAUGCAGCGCAUGCACAACCCUGAGCGCGAGGCCAAGAAGGCCGACCGCAGCCACCGCUCCAAAGCCCUGAAGCAGAAGGUGCCCACCACCGACUUCGAGAGCUUCAUGUUCAAGUGUCGACUCUGCAUGAUGGGCUUCCGCCGCCGAGGCAUGCUGGUUAAUCAUCUGUCCAAGCGUCACCCAGAGAUGCGGAUUGAGGAGGUGCCUGAGCUCACACUGCCCAUCAUUAAGCCAAACAGGGACUACUUCUGCCAGUACUGUGACAAGGUGUACAAAAGUGCUAGUAAGAGAAAAGCACACAUCUUGAAAAACCAUCCAGGAGCGGAGCUCCCACCCAGCAUCCGCAAGCUGCGGCCGGCGGGCCCCGGCGAGCCCGACCCCAUGCUGAGCACGCACACGCAGCUGACCGGCACCAUCGCCACCGCGCCCGUCUGCUGCCCGCACUGUGCCAAGCAGUACAGCAGUAAAACGAAGAUGGUUCAGCACAUCCGUAAGAAGCACCCCGAGUUUGCUCAGAUGGCCAACAGCAUCCAGGCCCCUCUGGCCACUGCAGUCAUCAGCAGCACCCCUGCAGUCAUCACCACCGACAGCACCACUGCGGAGGCCGUUGUGACCACAGACCUGCUGACCCAGGCCAUGACCGAGCUGUCCCAGACUCUGGGGUCGGACUACCGGCCGGCUCAGGGCGACUACCAGCGCAUCCAGUACAUCCCCGUCUCUCAGGCCGCAGGGGGCCUCAACCAGCCACAGCACAUCCAGCUGCAGGUGGUGCAGGUGGCCCCGGCCUCCUCUCCCCACUCGCAGCACUCCACGGUGGAUGUGAGUCAGCUGCACGACCCCCAUGGCUACAGCCAGCACUCCAUCCAGGUGCAGCACAUCCAGGUGGCCGAGCCCACGGGCAGCUCUGUCCAGGGCAACGCAUCCCAAGUAUCUGGGCAGCCUCUAAGCCCCUCCUCCCAGCAGACCACUCAAGAGCUUAGCCCCACCCAGCUGACCCCCGUGACCUUGGCGCAGAGUCACACGCUGCAGACCUCCUCAAAUCAGGUGCAAGGGACCGUUCAGCACACUUACCUACCCAGCAACUGGAACUACAGGAGCUAUCCCUCAGAGAUCCAGAUGAUGGCGCUGCCUCAUGCCCAGUAUGUGAUAGCAGAGGCCAGCACCCCAGUGAGCGGUGGAAACAGCAGUCAGGUGAAGACUACGCACUAUGUGAUCUCGGAGGGCCAGGCCGAGCUGGAGGGGAAGGCCAGCGGUGCGGCGGGCAGCGGGACCCAGACGCACCCCGAGACCCUGGAGCAGCCGCCGCCCACGCAGUACAUCAUCACCACCACCACCAACGGCUCCAACGAGGUCCACAUCACCAAACCCUGAGCUACGCAUGCACACACACACACACACACACACACACACACACACACACACACACACACACAUGCUCCUCCACUGGGAAUCAAAUGGCAUCAGACGCACAGAAGGACAGCCCUGCGAGCCUGAACACAAACACCUGACCACAUCCACAUCAUAACCGCCAGACUGUUGGGGUGAUCUCUACUGCAUGCAGACCCUACCACUGAACGCUCCUUCCCUGAACUGACCACACGUGGAGAGAGACGCAUCCAAACACUAGCACACGGCCCCUUGGACACCCACAGCUCUCGGCUCACGGGGCAUUCCUGAGAAGCAAGCUGCUAAGUCGGAGGAGGACAGUGUACGAAUCAGAAGUGGCCAGUGGAUAAGAUGGUUGUUUAACUUGCACAGUUUGGGUUUCGCGGUGAUUGUGAUCCGAUGCUAGGUAUGACCUACAGAUGCCCUUGACAGCCGUGUUAUGGAACAGGUCCUGGUGUGAUCUGAUGAGGUUCUGGUGGAGCUGCUCCACUGACGGCUCACCGCUGGGACUUUUCGGACAUUUCCUUUGAUCUUCUGACCUGUUGUUCAACUUUGACCAAGCCCAUGGCACUGUGAAAGCCAAGAUCAUGCCAAUACCACACAACAUGUAGCACUGGUUUGGUCUUUGUUGGCACCGUUGUGCUGUACGAAGGCAGAAGGUCUGUUGGGAAAUUCAAGUUGUGUAUGGUUACAUUUUCUUUUAGCAAAUCUCAACCUAGAUUUAAAUCCAAAAAGACUGAUUUCUGAACAUUCAAGAGAUCAUUGAGCAUUGGAAGCAAAAUGCUUGCACGGUAGGCCGAAUUACCAUUUCUUUCUACUCUGAUAUCUGUAACAACUUUAAAUUAUAAUUUCUCCUGUCAAGGAACUACUUGACUCAGUCUCUGAGAACAGUCAUGGGGAAUUCUGAUGAAGGCUCAGAGGCUCUCAGAAGUCAGACUCCUGCGUCCCACCCAUUUACAGAGCAGAAGACAGCACACGCGGUACAAGGCUUAUCUGCACGAAAAGGGAGUUUCUCUCUCACUGUAACUCAUCUCAGUUCAAGUCUGAGUAAUGCUUGAGAGCGUAUUGUUUUUGUUGUUUUUUUUUCAGGGUAGACAACACCUUGUCAUGGUAUUCUGAAAUGACUUGGGAUGGGAUGCACUCAGCUGCUGGUGCUAACAUCUCAUCUUAAACUGCCCAUCCCCUUGCUACCGAAAAGGGAAAGUCCUUUGAAUAUUUAUAAAAAGACAGUUUGUCAGACUGGACUUGUACAAUGUAAAAAUAAGAGAUAGCUGUAUUAUGAACUUCCUGUACAGGUAACGUUACCCCCGUCUUUGUUUCCAAGUGAACUCAUUCUUGUUGUAAUUUGUGUUGAGAAAAUUAAAAGAUGUUUUUAUA
Molecule: messenger RNA, 5083 nt
Organism: Sardina pilchardus (European sardine)
Lineage: Eukaryota; Metazoa; Chordata; Actinopteri; Clupeiformes; Clupeidae
Gene: prdm10
Product: PR domain containing 10
Exons: 22
Coding region: 164-3691 (1175 amino acids)
Biological process (GO): positive regulation of transcription by RNA polymerase II
Cellular component (GO): nucleus
Molecular function (GO): protein binding
Source: RefSeq, a predicted model, not a curated record